GUCAGGUACCUUCUAAACUCUUCAUUUCUUCUUGACGCGAGCUUUUAUCAAUUGCGACCAAGCUAUGAUCAAUCAGAAACUGAUAGAGGCUUCUCAAUUUCUUUGCUGCUGCAGAUUGAGCAUCCAGUUCGACAGUUAGACGAGCGACUGGUGUGCAAAGUUGGCUCGAGUACGGUUCGAGUCCCUUUGUGUAUCAGCUAAUUCAAUUAUGUAGCUUGUUGUCCUGUUUGCUAUCACACCACCGCUUCAAUUAAAAAACACAAACACUUUCUCAUCUGGUUUUGUCCCAUCAAGCAAAAGGAGAAAUACAGUGUGCAUCUAGGAGAAGAUCGAAUGGAUUGCAACAGCAAUCAACCAACAAUGCAUUUCCCAAUAAGCAUCAAUCAAGUUGAAUUGCUCAAUGGACUGAAUUUAAAAAAGUGGAAAGGAGACAUAGAACUCAACCUGGGAAUAUUGGACUUUGAUCAUGUGCUUAGAGAAGAUCCACCUGUUGAACUAACAGCAACGUCAUCAAAGGAAGCCAAAGAUAGGUACCUGCUGUGGCACAAACACAACAGGAUGGCACUGAUUUGUAUGAAAAAGAGCAUGACUGAUGCUGUCAAAGGAGGUAUACCAGAUUCUGAAUUUGCCAAAGUGUACUUCAAUUCAAUUGCUGAGAAGUACAAGGUUUCUGACAAGGCUGAGGUUAGCACACUGAUGAACGCACUGACUGGGAUGAAAUUUACUGGACAAGGAAGCAUAAGGGAGUAUAUUAUGAAAGGGAUUGAUAUUGCUGCAAAACUGAAGAGCCUGAACAUGAAUAUUGAUGAUCCUUUUCUGGUGCACAUGCUACUGAAUUCUUUCCCAGAUCAAUAUAGUCACCUAAAGAGCCUCUAUAACACACAGAAAGAAAAAUGGAGUCUUAAUGAGUUGAUUUCCAUUUGUGUGCAGGAAGAAGAUGAAAUGCUCAAAAGGGGAAAGGUAGUGAGCAUUAACUACAUUGUAAAACCAAAGAAUAAAAAAACCUUUGGCAACAAGAACUUUAAGGCCAGUUCAUCAAAAUCUGUUGUGAAGACUGAUCUGUACAAAAACAAGUCUGUCAAAACAAAUGGUCCAAUGAAAUGUUUCUUCUGCAAGAAAUCCGGUCAUUUCAAGAAGGACUGUGAGGGUUUUAAAAAUUGGCUGAACAAGAAAGGGAUUAUCAAGCAAAACAAUCCUAAACAAGAAUGAAACAAGGGUAUGCACUGCAAGUGGCCAAAGGGUGGCAGUUCAAGAUGUAGGAAGUGUCAAAUUAGUAUUUAGGAAUAAGUAUGUUCUGGUAUUAGAUAAUGUGUAUUGUAUUCCCUCAAUAAAGAGAAACCUCAU
Rosa rugosa (rugosa rose) is the source of this 1344-nucleotide messenger RNA. RefSeq lists its product as uncharacterized. Bases 334 to 1209 code for a protein of 291 amino acids. Gene Ontology annotation, molecular function: nucleic acid binding; zinc ion binding. The transcript is spliced from 4 exons. NCBI's taxonomy places the organism in Eukaryota, Viridiplantae, Streptophyta, Magnoliopsida, Rosales, Rosaceae. The record is from RefSeq and is a predicted model, not a curated record.